Eucalyptus grandis is the source of this 1242-nucleotide messenger RNA. RefSeq names its product BRASSINOSTEROID INSENSITIVE 1-associated receptor kinase 1. The transcript has 2 exons. The coding region runs from base 3 to 1058 and encodes 351 amino acids. Gene Ontology annotation, molecular function: ATP binding; protein kinase activity. The record is from RefSeq and is a predicted model, not a curated record. Lineage: Eukaryota; Viridiplantae; Streptophyta; Magnoliopsida; Myrtales; Myrtaceae. Gene Ontology annotation, biological process: protein phosphorylation.
GCAUGGUGUUCAAUCUCCGAACCUUCAGUUUCUCCAGUGCCGAUGAAGAUGAUCCAACACCUCCUAGAAACUUCUCUCUAAAGGAGCUGCGAGACGCGACGAACCGCUUUAGCCAUGGCAACAUCGUGGGUGGAGGUGAGUUCGGCGUGGUUUAUCGGGGACGGUUAGCCGAUGGUUCUCUAGUUGUCGUAAAAAGAGCAGUCACUAUCGAUCAAGAAAGGAAAGAGUUCUUUGAAAGGGAAAUGCAAGUGGCGAGCUCGGUUUCAUUACACCCAAACGUGCUUAACCUGAGGGGCUUUUGCAGGGCUAAGAAAGAGCUUUUACUGGUCUAUCCCUUAAUGAUCCACAACAGCCUCGCUUCUAAUCUUGGGGAGCUACGGGACCGGUCGACCGGACCUCUCGAUUGGACAACUCGCAAGCGUAUAGCCUUGGGAGCAGCCAGAGGUCUAGCGCACCUGCACAAUCAAGGUUUCUCCGCUGCUGUGAUCAUGCACGAGAGAUAUGUACAGGAGGGGACUAUAAAGAACCGGGUAGAAGAUUCAGUUGCAUACGACUCUGGUUCUCAAGCCUAUAAUUGCUAUGACUAUGUUUACGAUGACAAUUUCAUCCAUGGCGUGAGGGGGUUCAUUGCCCCCGAGUACAGUUACACAGGAAAGUGCACACUGAAGAAUGACGUUUUUGCCUUCGGGAGAACGCUUCUCGAGCUCGUCUCCGGACAGGGGACUUGGGACCUUUUUCUGCUGCGGUUUGGCAAACAUAUCAUUUUGGAAGAACGAACGGACGGAGGUAUUAUUAAGAACGAGCUGAAAACGUUGAUCGAUCCUGAAUUGCAGGGGAAAUACCCGGAAGAGGAAGCGGAGGGACUAGUUCAGUUGGCAUUGUUGUGCACGCACGACGAUCCAUCGGUUCGACCCGAGAUGUCUCAAGUAAUUAGAAUGCUUGAAACCCAAUUGCUUGGGCAGGAUCCUAGCAGUAGGAGCAGUCGGAGCCUAAGCGAACAUGAUUCGACACCUUUCUACUCGUUCCCUCCUUCUCCUUCAUCCGAAGCUGCUCCAUGAAUGGCACAAAGAUAUACUACAUCUCGAUCGACUUCUUAAAAUCCAACAUCAUCUUCAGCUUCUAUCUUUUCUUUUCGCCUGAAUCAUGGAGUCCCUAGCCACUUUCACUUUCUGCGUGGUAUCUUAUUUCCACGUGUAUCUUUUGCUUCAUGUGCUAAUUAUUAUCUGCUAGAUUUCAUCUUCA